Phytophthora nicotianae INRA-310 is the source of this 1580-nucleotide messenger RNA. RefSeq lists its product as hypothetical. The record is from RefSeq and is a predicted model, not a curated record. Gene Ontology annotation, molecular function: 3'-5'-DNA exonuclease activity. NCBI's taxonomy places the organism in Eukaryota, Oomycota, Peronosporomycetes, Peronosporales, Peronosporaceae. Gene Ontology annotation, cellular component: cytosol. The coding region runs from base 20 to 739 and encodes 239 amino acids. The transcript is spliced from 3 exons.
GCUUUUUAGUGCGAACUUAAUGCUGCGUAGUACCGGCAAGGUGGCGCUCAAGAUGAUCGAUAUCGGAGCGAAUCUGACGGACCCGGUUUUCACAGGCCUCUAUCGCGGCAAGCAAAAGCACGAGGUGACUUGCCACGGUUCUGAGGGCCUCUUCAUUAGUUUACACGCUUUAACUUGUUGUUGUUUCCUCGCAAUUCAGUCGGAUCUGACCGCCAUUCUGGCCCGCGCCAAGACUUUCGGUGUUGACAAAAUCAUUGUCACGGGUGGAAACCUUGAGGAGAGCCACAAGGCGUUGCAACUGGCAAAGGAAAAAGAGGGUAAUGGGCUGCCGCAACUGUUCUCAACUGUCGGGGUCCAUCCGACGCGUUGCAGCGAGUUCGAAGCGAACGGAAAAGACCCUGACACCUACUUUGCAGAACUACUGGCUGUGUGCGAACAAGGCCAAAAAGAAGGAAAAGUUGUGGCAAUCGGAGAGUGCGGACUGGACUACGACAGACUCGAGUUUUGUGAUAAGGCAACGCAACUCAAAUACUUUGAGAAACAGUUCCAAUUGGCGGAAUUGACCAAGUUACCACUCUUUCUUCAUAAUAGAAACACGGGAGGGGAUUUCUACGAUAUGAUUUCGAAGAAUCGGUCGAGAUUCUCGAAUGGCGUUGUGCACUCCUUCACGGGUGAAAAGGAAGAGAUGCUUAAGCUGGUGGAGCUCGGACUAUACAUUGGUGAGCUGCUCAAGGAUUAACAUGUAAAACAGAUAUGAUGUUUACAGGUUGAUUUGCUGGUACAGGUGUGAACGGAUGCUCGUUGAAGACUGCGGAGAAUUUGGAGUGUGUUAAGGCUAUUCCACUUGAACGAUUGAUGAUUGAGACUGGUACGACUACACAAAGACUGAUCUCUUGGUAUUGUAUUUUGGCUGAGAACUAUUGUAAAUGCGUGUUGGACCAUUAUGAAAACAGACGCGCCUUGGUGCGAUAUUCGAGCGACUCACGCAGGCCAUGGCCAUGUGAAGACGUCCUGGCAGAGCAAAAAGGCUGAGAAGUAUGCACCGGACUGUCUUGUCAAGGGCCGUAACGAGCCGUGCACACUCAUCCAAGUCCUUGAGAUCAUUAGUGCCAUUCGCGGCGAAGAUCAGGAAGCCGUUGCUGCCCGCGUACUUGAAAAUACGGAGAAUGUGUUCUUCAAGAACGAGUAAUUUUCUCGAACAACACGGAGUGGCAAUCAUAACAGUUUUUCCAAUGCCUCCAGGUCCAAGACUCACACGUUGUAGAUACCCCCAAUGUAUCAUCAAACCUUUCGGUUGUCGACUACUACUGCCGUUUGUGGUCGUCCCCGCGAUACAAAAAAAUUGUUUGGUGUCAUUUAUUCAAUCAUGAAGAUUCAGGGGUGUUCAGCUUUAGGCUGGGAGAACAGCAAUAAAAAUGAUCGAGGUGUUUUGCCUAACGGUUCGAUGCUGGGACUGAAGUCCUUUUCGGCAGAUGAGCGAGGUGAAUAGGGAUUUCCUGGGAAGCCAGCUGAAAUCCGUGUGAGCAGCCUCCAGGCGCAAUUGUCGUCUUUUGCUUAACCAUGAUAUUUUUCAAUUUGAG